AUGAUACAAAAUUGGGAAACAAUUUUCACAAAAGAAUUGAAUCAAAGCAAUGAUGUCAUGAAUAGUAAGAAUAAUCACAAGAAUAAUAAAAUCGUAACCAAUGUUGAUGUCCGCAACAGGUGUGAGAUUAUGGAGAAAAACAUAUCCAUUAUAAACAAAAACAAUUAUUUUUUAGAUGAUUGUAAUAAACUAGAAAAAAGUGAUUCGUUAGAGUUAAGUGAAUGUUUUAAAUCGAUAACAAAUUUAAAUAUGAUUUCAAAUGAAACAAAUGGUUGCAUUGAAACUAAUGAUACAAUUGAUGAUCAAGUAUUAGAAACAAAAAGAUCGGAUAGUUUACAAACAGACAGUGGUAUCGAUAGUCAUACUAUAAAAGUGUUUAAUCACAAUCUUUUAUAUCGCAAAAGUAAAAGUUAUCCAAAUCUUAAAUUAUUAGACAAAAGUGACGACAAAUCAAUAAUUGGAGAAACAACUGGAAACUCAUGUUUUUCGGGACAAUAUAUUGACGACGAAAUUCCUGAUUAUAGCAAUUAUUUUGUUGGUAGAUAUGUGUCAUAUACAGGAUUGCUAAACAAUGAAAGACCCACAACAUAUGAUUAUAUUAAAUUUGAUGAUUUACUAGAAGAUGACCUAAAUUUAAAUUUAUAUCAAAAUACAGUUCAAGAUCUGGGUAUUUAUCCCGAAAAAUGCCAGGUGUUAGGCGCUGGAGCUUAUUAUGGACAGGUGUCGACAAAAGACGGCGGAAAAAGUUAUUUAGCGAUUGGCGUCCAAAGUGUAGACUCCGAUGAUGUGAUUGAGGCGUCGUUCACAUCAAUAGGUAAUUAUAAAUAUAGAGUACAAUAUCAAGUUAGACGACCUGGAUACUAUGUCAUCAUUGUCAAAUGGGGUGAUUAUAAUAUUGCAGACAGCCCUUUUAUUUGUAAAGUUACAUAUUAAUAUUUUUACAACAUUUAGACCUAAAAAAUA
This is a messenger RNA of Oppia nitens, 963 nucleotides long. RefSeq lists its product as uncharacterized. Gene Ontology annotation, molecular function: protein binding. NCBI's taxonomy places the organism in Eukaryota, Metazoa, Arthropoda, Arachnida, Sarcoptiformes, Oppiidae. The record is from RefSeq and is a predicted model, not a curated record. The transcript has 3 exons. Bases 1 to 933 code for a protein of 310 amino acids.